Rhinopithecus roxellana (golden snub-nosed monkey) is the source of this 1592-nucleotide messenger RNA. It is a transcript of the gene GPR21, whose product is annotated as G protein-coupled receptor 21. Gene Ontology annotation, biological process: G protein-coupled receptor signaling pathway. NCBI's taxonomy places the organism in Eukaryota, Metazoa, Chordata, Mammalia, Primates, Cercopithecidae. Gene Ontology annotation, molecular function: G protein-coupled receptor activity. The transcript is spliced from 2 exons. Gene Ontology annotation, cellular component: membrane. The record is from RefSeq and is a predicted model, not a curated record. The coding region runs from base 494 to 1543 and encodes 349 amino acids.
GUUCUGCAGUACGCGAGUUGAAGCACAUUCCUGCUUUGCAAGGCUUUCUGUUAAGGAUGUAUUGUGGCUUUUGUUUGGAUUGCAGCAUGCAGAAUUACAGCUGUUCAGAGGAGACUCAUUACAACUCCUGCUGAAGCUCCUAAUCUUCUUCCCUUCUCUUCUACCCUUUCCCCCUACCCUCAUUUGGCCUGAAGACGUUGUCCCCAGAGUUUACGUUGCUCCCCUGGUGCUAUGUGUAUGGUGAACCUGGCGCUAUGGCCGCGUCUGGGACUGGCCAGACAACUGCUGGCUCUCCUUAUUCCAGGAAGGAUUUAAAGGGGAAUUGCACUGCAGGCAAUGCACCAGAGCAGCAGCGUCGGGAGCUUGGGGACUAAGGCUCCUCUGGCAUUAUUACACACAUGCAAAGCUGACCGCAAUGACAGCAGCUGCUUCUUUGAACUGUUGGCAGCAGCCAAGCGGCAGCAUGAAGUGACAGAUCACUCCUGAGCUCAAGAUGAACUCCACCUUGGAUGGUAAUCAGAGCAGCCACCCUUUUUGCCUCUUGGCAUUUGGCUAUUUGGAAACUGUCGAUUUUUGCCUUUUGGAAGUAUUGAUUAUUGUCUUUCUAACUGUAUUGAUUAUUUCUGGCAACAUCAUUGUGAUUUUUGUAUUUCACUGUGCACCUUUGUUGAACCAUCACACUACAAGUUAUUUUAUCCAGACUAUGGCAUAUGCUGACCUUUUUGUUGGGGUGAGCUGCCUGGUCCCUUCUUUAUCACUCCUCCAUCACCCCCUUCCAGUAGAGGAGUCCUUGACUUGCCAGAUAUUUGGUUUCGUAGUAUCAGUUCUGAAGAGCGUCUCCAUGGCUUCUCUGGCUUGUAUCAGCAUUGAUAGAUACAUUGCCAUUACUAAACCUUUAACCUAUAAUACUCUGGUUACACCCUGGAGACUACGCCUGUGUAUUUUCCUGAUUUGGCUAUACUCGACCCUGGUCUUCCUGCCUUCCUUUUUCCACUGGGGCAAACCUGGAUAUCAUGGAGAUGUGUUUCAGUGGUGUGCGGAAUCCUGGCACACUGACUCCUACUUCACCCUGUUCAUCGUGAUGAUGUUAUAUGCCCCAGCAGCCCUUAUUGUCUGCUUCACCUAUUUCAACAUCUUCCGCAUCUGUCAACAGCACACAAAAGAAAUCAGCGAAAGGCAAGCCCGCUUCAGCAGCCAGAGUGGGGAGACUGGGGAAGUGCAGGCCUGUCCUGAUAAGCGCUAUGCCAUGGUCCUGUUUCGAAUCACUAGUGUAUUUUACAUCCUCUGGUUGCCAUAUAUCAUCUACUUCUUGUUGGAAAGCUCCACUGGCCACAGCAACCGCUUCGCAUCCUUCUUGACCACCUGGCUUGCUAUUAGUAACAGUUUCUGCAACUGUGUCAUUUAUAGUCUCUCCAACAGUGUAUUCCAAAGAGGACUAAAGCGCCUCUCAGGUGCUAUAUGUACUUCUUGUGCAAGUCAGACUACAGCCAACGACCCUUACACAGUUAGAAGCAAAGGCCCUCUUAAUGGAUGUCAUAUCUGAAGUGGCUCAGUUACGGGGUUCCCCUGUGUGUGUGUGUGUGUGUGUGUGU